Molecule: messenger RNA, 1230 nt
Organism: Soboliphyme baturini
Lineage: Eukaryota; Metazoa; Nematoda; Enoplea; Dioctophymatida; Soboliphymatidae
Source: the annotation of a GenBank genome assembly
GCUUGUGCAACGGCGGAGAAUAUGUCUUGUUGUGCCUGUAGUGACGGCUGCCCUUGUUUGCGGAGCGACCCUACCAAAAAUGUGGAGGUGAUCUUAGGCGCUCAGUGGGGCGACGAAGGCAAAGGCAAAAUCGUUGAUACCCUGGCUAAGGACGUGGACAUUGUUGCCAGAUGCCAGGGCGGAAAUAACGCUGGUAAUGGAGUUGUGAUGCAUCUUCCUGGAUUCUUCAGCGAGCUGGAGAAGAACAACAUCACGGCCUUGCCUUCAUGGGAAAAGCGGAUCAUCGUGUCAGAUCGGGCUCACUUGGUGUUCGACUUUCAUCAGGAAGCCGACGGUUUGCAGGAAUUGAAAAUGGCGGAUAAGAAAUUAGGUACUACGCGAAGAGGAAUUGGUCCUACAUACUCAUCGAAGUAUUGGCGCAGCGGCAUCAGGCUUGCAGAACUUAUGUCGAACUUCGAUACGUUCUCGGCCAAAUUCCGUAAUUUGGCUGAUUUCUUUCAGCGUCAGUUUCCGUCGUUGACGGUCGAUGUCGAGUCAGAGUUGCGGAAGUAUAAGGAGUACGCCGAGAGGCUUACGAAACUGCAGAUCGUCAAGGAUACCGUGUUGUACUUCAGCGAGGCAUUCGCCAAAGAUCCACCGAAUCGCGUGUUGGUCGAAGGUGCGAAUGGAACUUUGCUGGACGUAGACUUCGGCACGUAUCCAUAUGUCACAAGCAGCAACUGUUCCGUCGGUGGCGUCAUUACUGGUCUUGGGAUCCCACCGAAUCGACUAAACAACAUUAUCGGCGUUUGCAAGGCAUACACUACCAGGGUUGGCGAUGGUCCCUUCCCUACGGAACAGGUUAACUCCAUCGGGGAACUGCUUCGAGAAAAAGGUCACGAAUACGGCGUCACCACUGGCAGGCCUCGUCGAUGCGGCUGGUUGGACUUAGUGCUCCUGAAAUACACGCAUAUGAUCAACGGAUUUACUAAGCUUGCAGUGACGAAACUCGACGUACUCGAUGAUUUUGACACUAUCUUAGUGGCGACUGGAUACAAAAUUGACGGCAAACCCAUCCACAGUAUACCAGCUUGUGAGGAAGACAUUCGUAAACUGGAAGUGGUAUAUGAAACGGUUGCAGGCUGGAAACAGAACACAAAAAGCAUCACCAGUUUCGAAAAACUGCCAGAAAAUGCCCAGAAAUAUAUUGAAAUGAUAGAACGCUACACAGGAAUUCCAGGUAAAGUUUAG